This is a messenger RNA of Salvia miltiorrhiza (redroot sage), 1961 nucleotides long. Its product is annotated as protein trichome berefringence-like 7. Lineage: Eukaryota; Viridiplantae; Streptophyta; Magnoliopsida; Lamiales; Lamiaceae. Bases 364 to 1617 code for a protein of 417 amino acids. Gene Ontology annotation, molecular function: O-acetyltransferase activity. Gene Ontology annotation, cellular component: Golgi apparatus. The record is from RefSeq and is a predicted model, not a curated record. The transcript has 3 exons.
CGAGUGCAUCUGAUUCUACACCUCUUGCACCCAUUGCUUGUAAUAAAUUUUCACCGACUGCAGUUGAGCGAAGUCCAGCAAAUCUAACCUCUUCUUCCUCACUCCGACCCCAUUUAUUAGUUGAGAUUUCUUUCUCACACCUACUGCCACUCAAAUUACCUAAAUACCUUCACCUUAUUCUCCAUUCUCGCUUUCUUUCCUCAACUGGGAUCACCCAUUUCAUCCUUUGCAGCCCAGUUGCAGAAACUGUAAGAAUUCUUACAUGUUUGCUUGGGUCUGGCUUUUGUCUGACUUAGGAGAAAGAAAAGUUGAUUUCUUGAUGGUAAAAAUUAAAUCUUGCAUGCUACUCUUUGUGUUUUAGAAAUGAGUGCAGUCAUAAAUAGAUUGUACUGGGAUUUGUGUGGCUAUUUGAGGCCAAUGUUGAAGAGGGUUGUCAAAUUUAGUAAGAUUUUAGCUGGGAAUUACAGCAAAAGCUCGAUGUUUCAGUCUGUUACUGCAAUUUUCAUGUUUGGUUCCAUUCUAUGCUUCAUUGUGGUAAUGGGGUCCAGUUAUUUUUACAUGUUUCCAUCUUCUGAAAGUGUUGUUGAUACUAAUCGAAGUAGAGAUGGUAAUAUUAGCAACGAAUGCAACGUGUUUGAUGGGAAAUGGGUGGUGGAUGAUAGUUAUCCAUUGUAUAAUGCAUCGGAUUGCCCUUUUAUCGAACGUGGAUUUGAUUGUGUGGGUAAUGGAAGGAAAGAUACGGAUUAUCUGAAGUGGAGGUGGAAGCCUAAGAAUUGUGAGGUUCCAAGAUUUGAUGUGGGUGCUGUGUUGAAGUAUCUGCGUGGGAAGAGGGUGGUUUUCGUUGGGGAUUCGCUGAGUAGAACUCAAUGGGAGUCUAUGGUUUGUAUGCUGAUGAGUGGUGUUGAGGAUAAGAGGUUUGUGUAUGAGGCCAAUGGGAAUGAGAUCACAAAGCAGAUUAGGCAUUUGAGUGUUAGGUUUGAGACAUUUGCUUUCACUGUCGAGUUCUAUCGCUCUGUUUUCCUGGUGCAGCCGGGUCCAGCGCCCAAGCAUUCUCCGAGGAGAGUCAAGGCUGUGCUCAGACUGGACCAAAUGGAUGAUAUUAGCAGUGAAUGGAUUGAUUCGGAUAUUCUUAUUUUCAAUUCGGGGCAUUGGUGGACACCGACAAAACUCUUUGAACUGGGCUGGUAUUUUCAGAAUGGUGGAAGGAUGAAGCUUGGGAUGCCAAUAAGUAAUGGCUUCAAGAUUGCAUUAGCUACUUGGAAAUCUUGGGUAGAGAAGGCAGUGAACCCCAACAAGACACGGGUCUUUUUCCGGACCUUUGAAUCUUCUCAUUGGAGUAGCGGAUCCCGUCAGAAUUGCAAAGUAACAAGGCAGCCUUCUUUCAAAGCUAAAGGAAAACAGAGGAGUCCGGUAUCUGAUGCAAUAAUCAAAGCUAUGAAUAAUGUGUCCGUCCCUGUGAAAUUGCUGCAUGUUACUCAGAUGGGUGCCUCUCGGAGUGAUGCACACGUGGGUUCGUGGAGUGAUAACCCAUCGGUUCCUGACUGUAGCCAUUGGUGCCUGCCUGGGUUACCGGAUAUAUGGAACGAGCUCCUCUUCUCGUUUCUGCUCUCAAAGUAAAGAAAUCUAUCAUGACUUUCUAACCUGUGAGUUCCUUUCUCCUUGCUGCAAAUAUGUUCUCUUUGAUUGUGGUUCCAUCACACAUGCUAUCGAGUUUUUUCCUCUGCUCCUCGGGUUUCGCUACACGGUUUAGGCCUUCGUAACCGGUUCCUUUAUUUUUUGGCUAUGGAGAAACAGCUUUGCCCGUAUUUGACCUCAGGUUAUAUAUUGCAGAUUGCCUUUGUUUCUUGAAACUUAAUUUCAAGUUCUUGUAAUCAUGUGUAUAGAAUGUAAAACAGAUUAAAAUUUCACACUGUAAAACAUAUAUGAGUAUUUUAUUGUUUGUGUAGUGAGAUUCUCCUUCA